Messenger RNA from Cryptococcus deneoformans JEC21, 3305 nucleotides. RefSeq names its product L-aminoadipate-semialdehyde dehydrogenase, putative. Gene Ontology annotation, molecular function: phosphopantetheine binding. The record is from RefSeq and is a predicted model, not a curated record. Lineage: Eukaryota; Fungi; Basidiomycota; Tremellomycetes; Tremellales; Cryptococcaceae. The transcript has 10 exons. The coding region runs from base 70 to 3216 and encodes 1048 amino acids.
GCAGUUUGAUAUGUCAUCUCUUGUCUUCCAAUAUUCAACUCAACAAUCAAGCCAGUCCCAGCAUCCACUAUGCCAGUCCCAACUUUUGUCGCUCAAUCCGUUACCGAGCUCAUAUCUAUUAGAGCUGAGACCCAAGCCAAUGAUGCAGCCAUCCAUACUGGCGCUUCAGAAUAUGGGGAAAAACUUAUGACACUCACAUAUUCUGAUUUUUCCAAGGCGGUGGAUCGGUUAGCGGCUCAUUACGCUGCACUUAACAUUCAGCCUCAAUGUGGACCAAGCGAGGUUCCGCCAGAACGUAUCGUUGCUGUCCUCACCUCCACGGCAAUUGAUGAGACUCUGUUGGAAAUCGCGCUCGCAAAACUCGGCUUGGCCUCCUUAUUACUCUCUGUAAACAACUCAACUGCCGCAGUCGCUCAUUUAUGCAAGGUGACCAAAAGCGCUUCCCUCAUCUACGGUCCCAAGUUUGAGGAGACAGCCAAGGAUGCCCAGAAGCUUUUGGCUCAAGAAGGAAUUGAGAUCAGAACCAUUCCCGAAACACGAUAUCCUCUCUGGGGCCCUGAGGGAGCUCGAGAGUCCAAAAUCGCCCCUUAUCCACCUAGGCUUACUCCUCAGCAAGAGAGUAAGCGUACUUGUGUUGUCCUCCACUCUUCCGGCUCUACAGGUUUCCCUAAACCAGUAUUUAUCACUCACUACGGCCUCAUUGCCAAUGCGGCUCAGUCAUUACCGAAGACAGGCUUUUCCGCUUUGCCUUUAUUCCAUGGAUUCGGGCAUUACUCUGUUUUUCGAUGUAUGUACCACGGCAAGACAUUUACCCUUAUGCCCCCUAACCUCCCCCUCACUUCUGCCAAUAUCUGCCGUAUCAUUCGAAGCUCUCCAACUCCUCCCGUCCAGCACUUCGCUGUGCCAUAUGUCCUGAAGCUUUUGGGUGAGACUGAUGAAGGAGUUCAAACUCUCGCCAAUUUCGAGGCGGUGUCCUUUGCGGGUGCCGCUGUUCCCGAUGAUCUUGGAGAUAGGUUGGUGAAGGCUGGAGUCAAUUUGAUUUCUUUCUAUGGUACCACUGAAACGGGUGCUCUCAUGACCUCUCGUCGCGAAUUUGACUCGGACAAGGGAUGGAAUUGGCUUCGAGCCGAAGGCCCCAUUGCCGACUACCUCGAGCUUAUCCCUCAAGGCUCAGAUACUUUUGAGGCAGUUGUGAAGGAUGGAUGGCCUGCAAAGAUUAUGAGUAACAGGGAAGAUGGUGCCUAUUGUACCAAGGAUCUGGUUUUGAGGCACCCUCAAAACAAGACGUGGUUCAAGUAUAUCGGAAGAUUGGACGAUACCCUUACUCAAACUUUGGGUGAAAAGACCAACCCUGUUCCUAUUGAGCUUGCCAUUCGAGGAAAUUCUCCCCUCGUACAAGAAUGCAUCGUCUUUGGAGAUGGUCGUCCCCAGACUGGAGCCCUCAUUUUGCCUUCUGAGCAAGGUGCCGAACUCAGCAAAGACAAGAAGAAGUACAUUGAGGCUGUUUGGCCCGUCAUCGCCGAUGCCAACUCUAAUGCUCCUAGCCACUCUCGUAUCCUCCCAGAGAUGGUUGAUAUCUUGCCGUACGGUACUGAGAUCCCUGUUGCUACCAAGAUGUCUAUUCUCAGGCCAGCGUGUUACAAGAAGUUCAGCUCUAUCAUCGAUGCCAUUUACGAGCGUUUUGAACGAGGUACUGGCGAGCCCAAGCGAGACAUCUCUUCGAAGCCCGAGAUGGAAUCCUUCCUUACCGGCACUAUCCUUAAAGCUUUGGGCGACAAAGCCGGUCCUGAUCUUUCCCCCUCUACCGACCUUUUCUCAUACGGCGUCGAUUCCCUCCAAGCUACCCGCGUUCGUAAUGUAAUCAGCAAGUCUCUCGAGCUCGGUGAUGCCAAGAUUGGGCAGAACAUUGUUUAUGAAUACCCCUCUAUCUCCCAACUGGCCGACUAUUUGCUUGAGAUCAAGACUGGCAAAGCCGGGCAGAAUGGACCUGAGAAGGAUUACAAGACCAUGUGGGAGAUGGUUGAGCGUUACACUUCCCAACUCAUAAAGGAAGAUUCCUCAGCUGUUGCCGCCGACGUUACUUCCAACGGCCACUCCAGCCAUGUCAUCGUCCUCACCGGUGCCACCGGCUCCCUCGGGGCUCAUAUUCUCGAUCAGCUUGUCCGUCGACCAGACGUUAGCAGAGUCAUUUGUUUGUCUCGUGCCAAGUCUCACCAAGACUCCCUUCUUCGUGUACAAGAAUCUCUCUCCCAACGACUACGCAUGUUGACCCCGGAAGGUGAAUCGAAGAUUGUCUCUUAUGCUGCGGACGUCAACCGACCUGACCUCGGUCUCUCUGCUGAGGAGUACGAAGGUCUUCGCCAAGAAUCUACUGCUGUCAUUCACAACGCUUGGCCUGUUAACUUCGUACUCUCUAUUGACUCUUACAACGAACACAUAGGAGGUGCCACCAACCUUCUCAACCUGACCCUCAAGUCUCCCAAGGCUGUCAAGCCCGGGUUCUUCUUUUCUUCUUCUGUCGGUACAAGACAGGGUUUGACAGAGCCUGUGGUAGAGGAAGAUUUCCCCGAAAGUCCUGAGACUGCGAACGCAUUAGGGUAUGGGAGAAGUAAAUGGGUAGUGGAAAAGAUCAUGGAGAAGGCCGGCAAAGAGACAAAAGCGAGGUGCGGUGUUCUGAGGAUCGGUCAGCUAGUUGGUGAUACCGAGAAUGGCGUAUGGAAUGAAACAGAAGCAUGGCCUUUAAUGUUCAAGUCAAUUGACGUCAUCCAAUCUCUCCCCAUGCUUGACGAGAAACCGUCCUGGCUCCCAGUCAACCACGCAGCAGCAACAAUUUCCGAGAUCGUCACUUCCACUUCUACCUCCUUUACCCCAUCUUCUGCUGCGGUUUACCACGUCCUCAACCCGUACUUUGCUUCAUGGUCCGACAUUCUCUCUGGCUUGUCGGCUGGUGGCCUCAAGUUCGACACUGUUUCGCGUGCUGAAUGGCUCGACCGUCUCGCGAAAUCCAACCCCGAUGUGGCGGUAAACCCGACGUACAAGCUGCUUGGAUUCUAUCAGAAUAGGAUCGGGAAAAAGGACGAGAAACCAACAGUUGAGUUCAAGGUAGAUAGAACGGAGAAGGAGUCUGAGACAAUGAGAGAUGAGGUAAAGAAGGUUGGACCGGAGUUGGUGGCUCUUUGGGCGAAGCGAUGGAGGCAGUCUGGUUUUUUGCAUUAGGUCUUUGAAGUUAAGUUUAUUGUUGUCAAGAAUAUAUUCAAGGUUCUUUAGAAGCAUGUAAAAAGUCUCGAAAUUUAGAACAACCGUAU